Messenger RNA from Schistocerca cancellata (South American locust), 3207 nucleotides. RefSeq names its product diuretic hormone receptor-like. Gene Ontology annotation, biological process: cell surface receptor signaling pathway; adenylate cyclase-modulating G protein-coupled receptor signaling pathway. Lineage: Eukaryota; Metazoa; Arthropoda; Insecta; Orthoptera; Acrididae. The record is from RefSeq and is a predicted model, not a curated record. Gene Ontology annotation, cellular component: plasma membrane. The transcript has 12 exons. Bases 805 to 2229 code for a protein of 474 amino acids. Gene Ontology annotation, molecular function: peptide hormone binding; diuretic hormone receptor activity; G protein-coupled peptide receptor activity.
CGCCCGUCCGCCGCUCCUCGCGACCAGCGACCAGCAGCCGCCGACGCGCGUCUCAUACCCACACACCUGCCAGGCCGCCAGCGAUACAGGGUGGAGCCGUUACACACCCCAUGGGCGGCUGAUUUGCUUCCGCAGUCGGAGAAAUUGCUUCCUUUUUCUUGGUUGGGAGACUUGUUGGUGGGUAUCUGGAGGCAGUGGCCCAUACUGAAGCUGGAUACUACACACCCAAAUACUGUCUGCUGCAUCGCUGCUCCCAUUGACGCCUAUGACGAGAAGCCGUGUCAGGAUCAAUAGUUCGUUUGUGUUAAGAACUAGAUACACAACACGUAGAAAAAAGUGUACAAUUAAUUAAAAUAUCUGUUUCGUUCAUUAUGCUUUCUGCAGUAGAGCAUUUCAGACGAACGUGUUGUUUUAAAUCAGUUUACCACGCCUAACGCACUUUCUGAAUGUCUUUUAAAAUGAACACUUCCUUUAUGCGUGAACUGACUCUCGGAAAUGAUAGAAGGGCUUCUCUAUGAGCAAGAGUCUAAUGUGCAAGCGUCGUUGUUGUGUCGUGUUACAGUACAAAUGAUCAAUAUUUUUGUGUUCUGAGGAUAGUACUGUGAAUACUGAACUCCACAACACUUAAUUAAUCUUGGCACGCACUGGUAACAGAGGUGCAGGAACACUGGACGACAAGUUGGCGUAUAAUGGGGACGAGAGGUGACUGGUGUAUAAGCACGCAAAACGACAGUGUAGAUCGCUUUCCCUGCAGAGAGAACCUCCCACCUGUUGAGUAAAGUACUCCAAAGUGCAACGUGGGCCAUGGCGCUGCCGUCGCUGAUGUUCCCUAUGCUGGAGAACACGACUCUGGAGGAGCUGCAGUGCCUGCUGGCGGAAGCCACGGGGGCAGAGCUGGAAGCGGCGGUGUCGGGGGCCAGCUGCCCCCGAGCCUGGGACAGCGUCACCUGCUGGCCAACCUCGCCGGCCGACACUCUCGUGCUGAUGCCCUGCUUCUCGGAGCUCAACGGUAUGCCGUAUGACACCAGCCAAAACGCGAGCCGGUGGUGCCACGCGAACGGCACGUGGUCGAGCUACAGCAACUACUCGUCGUGCGAGGCGAUGCUGCCCAAGAUGCCGGUGGCCGAGGUGAUCGACGAGGUCAUCGUCGAGGUGGCCACGACGCUGUACUUCACCGGCUACUCCGUCUCGCUCGCCGCCCUCAUCGUCGCCGUCACGAUAUUCCUAUACUUCAAAGAAUUGCGAUGCCUCCGAAAUGCCAUCCACAUGAAUCUCAUGUGGGCGUAUAUCCUCACCGACUUCUGGUGGAUUCUGACUGGUAUUGUAGAGGUAUCAGAGAAAGUGAGUAGCUCUGUGUGCGUCGUCCUGGUGCUACUUUUCUACUAUUUUCAGAUGACAAACUUCUUCUGGAUGUUCGUAGAAGGACUUUAUUUGUAUAUGCUGGUGGUGCAAACGUUUACGGGGAAGCUUAUGCAGAUGCGUGCUUACAUUCUCAUUGGAUGGGGGGUGCCACUAGUAAUCAUAACCGCGUGGGGCAUCGCGAAGGGACUCACUACGGGAACUGGAGACCCCACGGUGCCGAGCGCCGAACCGCUGCGCCUGCACUGCCCGUGGAUGGACGUUGACGCGUACGACUCGAUCCACAUGGGCCCCAUCAUGCUCGUGCUGUUCGCGAACCUCGGCUUCCUCGCCAGGAUUAUGUGGGUGCUGAUCACGAAGCUGCGGUCGGCGAACACGGUGGAGACGCAGCAGUACCGAAAGGCCAGCAAGGCGCUGCUGGUGCUGAUCCCGCUGCUGGGCAUCACCUACAUCCUGGUCAUCGCCGGCCCGAGGGAGGGCCUCUCGUCUGACGGCUACAUCUACGUCAGAGCGAUCCUCAUCUCCACUCAGGGCUUCAUGGUGGCGCUGUUCUACUGCUUCCUGAACUCGGAGGUGCAGACGGCGGUGCGGCACCGGCUGGACAGCUGGCAGACGGCUCGCUCGCUGCGGACGCGGGGGCGGGACUCACGGAGGCGGCACCGCAGCAGCAGCGGCGGCCGCCCCAGCAAAGACUGGUCGCCGCGGUCGCGCACCGAGAGCCUCAGGAUGGCGUCCAGGGUGUCGGUGAUCGCCGGCUGCGACCUGCCGGACGGCGCGGCGGCCUCCCGCCCCAGCCACCUCAACGGCGGCGGUGGCGGCGCCGUCACUCCGGCCAUAGCCUGGCUGUCCACACGCACCGGCUGGAACUGAGCGUCUUCGCGACUCCGGAUCACUGCCUACAGCGCCUGGUGCGCUAUCUCCCUGCUUCAUCACUACGUGGCGAGGAAGUGUUCCUGCGGUGCCCUGCAGACGUGGUUCGUGCUGCCUCUCUGGGACAAUGGAGGCGAAUAGUAAUUUGCUGGUGUUGUCCUAUUUGGGAGCCAACUAGUACAUAUAGUUGACGUCAAGUUUUUGGUUGGCAGGACUUACAAUUAUGAAAAUCAAGUGUAGUAGUGGAAUAACCACCAAACAACAGUGUACAUCUUUCUAACUGCCCUAAAAUAACGCAGUGAGUGGCUGGAAACGAAAGGGGUUCCACCAUUUUAGAAUCUGGUGUGUGCUACUUCCCAUGUAUACUUUCGGCAAUGUAUAACUCUUCUGUGGAACUGACCUCGACAUUUCGUUACAAUACACGCGAUUAAAACGAGGAAAAGCUCAUUUCUGUAUCAUUAUUCCCCUCCGCCACACCCCCACCCGCCACAGUGUCAUAAUGUAUCAGUUCGAGGUCUUUCUACUGCUGAAAUACAUUCCAGGUCUUCCAGGUACUCUGGAGUUCACAAGGUUUGUAGCGUAACAGAAUACUCGAGGACGCAAUGCUGUCCAGCUUGUGCUCUAUAAUUUUACAGCAGAACAAGGAAACACUUGAGACCAGGUGUUGUAUAGUAAUUUCCUGGUGCUGUCCCAUUUGGGAACGACGUACGAGCUCUGUAUGGCAUUAUAAUCCGUGCAGGAAAAACUGACCUUGAUCUUGUGCAUGAAGGUAGCAACAACACAUCCCUCCUAUAAGAUCCAAAAUCAAAAUUAGUCUGUAAAUUGGUGUCUCUUAAUAUUGAUGAUAUUAGAUGUCGUUAUAUUUUGUACAGUGCAUCAGUAUUUAAUACCAAAGACUGAUAAUGUAAUUGACUUUAAAAAACGAACUGAGGGAAUUAAUCUUUUUUACUCAUUCAAUUGAUUGUGUACCGAGUAAUA